Molecule: messenger RNA, 324 nt
Organism: Aspergillus novofumigatus IBT 16806
Lineage: Eukaryota; Fungi; Ascomycota; Eurotiomycetes; Eurotiales; Aspergillaceae
Gene: S10a
Product: 40S ribosomal protein uS10
Exons: 4
Coding region: 1-324 (107 amino acids)
Biological process (GO): translation
Cellular component (GO): ribosome; cytosolic small ribosomal subunit
Molecular function (GO): structural constituent of ribosome; RNA binding
Source: RefSeq, a predicted model, not a curated record
AUGUCUUUCCAGAAGCCUGAGAAGGAGUUCGGCGAGGGCCCCAAGGUCCACAAGAUCCGUAUCACCCUCACCUCUCGCAAGGUCGCCUCUCUUGAGAAGGUGUGCUCUGAGCUGAUCGACCGUGCCCGCUCCAAGUCCCUCCAGGUCAAGGGCCCUGUCCGUCUCCCUACCAAGACCCUCCACAUCUCCACCCGUAAGACCCUUGCGUACGAGAUGCGCAUCCACAAGCGUCUCAUCGACCUCCUUGCCCCCACUGAGACCGUCAAGCAGAUCAUCAUCAACAUCGAGGCUGGUGUUGAGGUUGAGGUUACCAUUGCCGCCUAG